AUGGAUUUUUUGAAAGCUAGAACUAGAACAGCUGGUCUCAGAGGUAGACCAUUACGACUUGCCAUUACUGCUACUGCAGUUACUGGUUUUUCCCUUUUCGGUUAUGAUCAAGGUCUUAUGUCUGGUCUUAUAUCCGGUGAACAAUUCAACUGGGAAUUCCCUGCUACUAAAGAUGAUGCAACUAUUCAAGGUGCUGUUACUGCAUGUUAUGAAUUGGGUUGUUUCUUUGGUGCUAUUUUUGCUUUAAUUAGAGGUGAAAAAAUUGGUAGAAGACCUUUAAUUAUCGUUGGUUCAUUUAUUAUUAUCAUUGGUACUGUUAUUUCCUGUACUGCUUUUAGACCACAUUGGCCAUUAGGACAAUUUGUUGUUGGUAGAGUUAUCACGGGUAUUGGUAAUGGUAUGAAUACUGCUACUAUUCCAGUCUGGCAAUCUGAAAUGUCUAAAGCUGAAAACAGAGGUAAAUUGGUUAAUAUGGAAGGUGCUGUUGUUGCCAUUGGUACUUUGGUUGCUUAUUGGUUAGAUUUCGGUUUAUCUUAUGUUAACACUUCUGUUCAAUGGAGAUUCCCAGUUGCUUUCCAAAUCUUUUUUGCUCUCUGGGUCUUGUUUGGUAUCCUUCAAUUGCCAGAAUCCCCACGUUGGUUGAUUGCUCAAGGUAGAAAACCAGAAGCUUAUGAAGUUCUUUCUGCUUUACAUGACACUACUCCAGAUGAUGAUGCUCUUGUUGCUGAAGUCACUGUUAUCGUUGAUGCUGUUUCUAGAACUGGUGGCGGUAAGAAUAGUUUCAGAGACUUGUGGUCUGGUGGUAAGACUGCUCACUUCCAAAGAAUGAUUAUUGGUUCUUCUACUCAAUUUUUCCAACAAUUGACUGGUUGUAACGCUGCCAUUUACUACUCCACUUUGUUGUUCUACCAAACCGUUUUCGAUUACUCCCAAUAUAGAUUGUCUUUGAUCUUGGGUGGUGUUUUCGCUACCAUUUAUGCUUUAUCCACCAUUCCAUCUUUCUUCCUUAUUGAUACUUUGGGUAGAAGAAAAUUGUUCCUCAUUGGUGCUGUUGGUCAAGGUGUUUCUUUCCUUAUCUCAUUUGCUUGUUUAGUUCACCCAACUAAACAAAAUGCUAAAGGUGCUGCUGUUGGUAUUUACUUGUUUAUUGUUUUCUUUGCUUUUACUAUCUUGCCAUUGCCAUGGAUCUACCCACCAGAAAUUAAUCCAUUAAGAACUAGAACUGCUGCUUCUGCCGUUUCUACUUGUACCAAUUGGUUGACUAAUUUUGCCGUUGUUAUGUUUACUCCUCCAUUCAUUGCUGCCAGUGGUUGGGGUUGUUACUUGUUCUUUGCUUGUAUGAACUUUUUGUUUGUCCCAGUUAUCUUUUUCUUCUACCCAGAAACUGCUGGUAGAUCCUUGGAAGAAAUUGAUAUUAUUUUCGCCAAAGCUUAUGUUGAAAAGAGACAACCAUGGAGAGUUGCUGCUACCAUGCCUAAAUUAUCCUUACAAGAUGUUGAAGACGAAGCUAAGAACUUGGGUCUUUACGAUGAUGAUUUCGAGAAAGAUAACUUUGAAACUAAAGAAGAUAUCUCUGAUGGUUCAAAUGAUGGUUCCAAUGGGGUUUUUGAAAAACCAGAACAAGUUUAG
Molecule: messenger RNA, 1629 nt
Organism: Candida tropicalis MYA-3404
Lineage: Eukaryota; Fungi; Ascomycota; Pichiomycetes; Serinales; Debaryomycetaceae
Gene: HGT10
Product: glucose-inactivated glycerol proton symporter
Exons: 1
Coding region: 1-1629 (542 amino acids)
Biological process (GO): carbohydrate transport; transmembrane transport
Cellular component (GO): membrane
Molecular function (GO): carbohydrate:proton symporter activity
Source: RefSeq, a predicted model, not a curated record